UCAGAAAAGGCAGGCGUGGCGCCUAAUGAGCCUGGCCUCGAUGAACCCUCUGCAGCACUUCAGUUUGCAGACAAGUACGAAGAAAGAGAAUAUCUCAAGGGUCGUCUUGCCGCUGCAUUCAGAAUCUUUGGAAAGUAUGGCUUUGAUGAGGGAGUUGCUGGUCACAUUACCCUUCGUGAUCCAGUGGACCCACAGACUUUCUGGGUUAAUCCAUUUGNNGGUAAGCAAAGAUCAGAUUGUUUGAGCUUGGGUGUCAUCUUGCUGAUACGUUCUGUCCACAGAGUUGCAUUCUCGUUGAUCAAUAAGUCUGACCUGAUCCAUGUCAACGAAGAAGGCGAAAUCAUCGGUGGUGGCGAGACCAGGUUGCUCAACACAGCAGCAUUCAUGAUCCACAGCGCCAUCCACAAAGCAAGACCUGAUGUUAUUGCUGCAGCACACAGCCACAGUAUCUAUGGCCGAGCCUUCUGCUCACUAGGCAGGAAGCUGGACACCAUCACACAAGACGCCUGCUCAUUCCAUAACGACCAUGUCCUCUACGAGUCCUUCAACGGCAUUGUUCUUGCAGCCGAGGAAGGAGAGAACAUUACCAAAUGUCUGGGCAGCAAGAAAGCGGCACUGUUGCAAAACCAUGGUCUCCUGACUGUUGGCAAGACAGUGGAAGAGACUGUGUUCUGGUUUGUGUCGCUUGAGAAGUGUUGUCAGGCACAACUGUUAGCAGACGCAGCAGCAGGGGGUCGUGGAAGCGAGACCAAGAAGAUUGACGAAGAGGAUGCAGUGUACACAUUCAAAGCGAUUGGGUCGCCGAUGGCAGGAUAUUUCAGCGCCAAGCCGCUGUUUGAUGUGAUCCACAAGGAGACAGGAGGUGACUACCUCCAG
Molecule: messenger RNA, 876 nt
Organism: Aureobasidium musti
Lineage: Eukaryota; Fungi; Ascomycota; Dothideomycetes; Dothideales; Saccotheciaceae
Source: the annotation of a GenBank genome assembly